AUUGGAGUGAUCGAGCAGUACUUAAAGUCAAACCACGCUCUCGUGGUUAUCUCGCCGCUCCGCGCGACAGCCAUCUUGGAAGGCUGUCUUUUGCAUUCUUAUUGGAGUUGUGUAUACCCAUCAUGUCGUUCACCUACGUUCACUAUUCUACUCCAUCCUCGUUGCCUUCAGACUAUGCUCUUCUCUCGCGUUAUGCCGCUGAAAACGGAAUAGAAGAAGAACCCAUAACACCAGAAAACAUCGAAGCAGUCGAACCUUCGAUGCAUCCAGACAACGACCUUUUGUCACCUAAUGCUAUACCCAUUCCAGGUUCGCAAAGUCAUUCAAGACGGCGAAGCAGCUUUCCUACUUCCUACGUGACACCUUUCAAUCCUACAACAAGUGCCUUGCCUGACAAGUCCGGCUUUCGUUCGGGUCCUCACCCUCCAUCAGCGAACGAGAAUACUCCUUUACUUGCACCGCUUGUACCUCGAAUUGCGGAAGACGUGGAUAAGAUUGACCCUGAUUCUGAACGUCUUGUGGAUCUCCUUUGGGAGGAGAUACGUAUAUUGGCCAAGUAUACCCUGCCUGUAUUUGGUACCCACCUUCUUGAGUACUCCCUCGUAAUUGCGUCCGUAGUGUCCAUAGGACAUCUAUCGACUACUGCCCUAGCAGCUUCCACUCUUGGUUCCAUGACUGCCAGUGUAACCGGUUUCAGUAUAAUCCAAGGUUUGGCCUCCACUCUAGAUACCAUGCUUCCAAGCGCAUGGACAUCUUCCCAACCUCAGUUGGUCGGUCUUUGGUCACAACGAAUGGCGGUUGUCAUGCUUUUUGCGCUUGUGCCUAUCAUUCUCAUCUGGUUCAGUUCGGAAAGUAUACUUUUAUUCUUGAAGCAGGAGCCCGAAGUUGCCCACCUCGCCGCUAUCUAUCUCAAAUAUUCUGUAAUUGGAUUGCCUGCGUAUGCUUUUAACUCUAUUUCUCGACGAUAUUUCCAGUCACAAGGUUUAUUCACCGUACCGACUCGCGUCAUUCUUUGUGUCGCACCGAUCAAUGCUUUGCUUAACUACGUGCUUGUAUGGGGACCCGAACCAAUUCGUCUGGGCUUCAUCGGAGCACCGAUAGCGACCGCAAUCUCGUUCAACCUUAUCUCGCUCGCGUCGAUAAUCUACGGCGUAUACUUCGUACCUCGCACCUCUUGGCAUCCCUUGAGUAGAAAGUGUUUCACAAGCUUGGGUGUUCUUGUGCAACUAGGUUUGGCUGGAGUUGGCCAAACUGCUUCAGAAUGGUGGUCUUGGGAGCUUGUCGGGCUUGCGGCUAGUUUGCUGGGCCCAGUAGCCCUCGCAGGCCAGUCUGUUCUGCUAGUCUCCGCCUCAAGUACCUUCCAGGCGCCUUUCGCUCUUAGCGUUGCAACGUCUGUUCGCAUUGGUAAUCUUCUCGGUGAAGAGAAUGCAAAAAGAGCCGCAUAUGCCGCCAAGGGGUCAGUGUUGAUGAGUGUUGCUAUUGGUCUUGCUUGGAGUGCCAUGUUCAUGGUGUUCCGUCGUUCGUGGGCGUACAUUUUCAAUGAUGACCCUAGCGUCGUGAAACUGGUCGCUUCCAUUCUGCCCAUUGUCUCGCUCUUCCAGGUCUUCGAUGGGCUUGGUGCUGUGACAGGCGGGAUCUUACGUGCCAUGGGCAAACAGUUCACGGGAGCAUUGUUGAACCUGAGCGCAUACUAUAUCAUUGGUAUUCCGUUCGGUUUAUGGCUAGCAUUCAAGCGGGAUAUGAGUCUUCAUGGUCUUUGGAUAGGCCUAACAGUUUCAUUGGUGUACGCCGCAACGGUUGGAGUGUGGAUAUGCCUAAGCACGGAUUGGGAUAGAGAGGUGCAGAAGGUUAGGGAGCGAUUGGAAUCUGAUAAGCAUGCUGCUAUGAGGCAAGAUAUAGAGGCCAUUAUUUGAUUGUCCUUCUUUUAUUCAGAAAGGUCAUUUCUCGACGAUCUUAAUGACGUAUGAUGUAAUUAGAUUAUUUGUUUUCGUGAUGCUAUCUAAGUUUUCGCUAGAGUUCCAAGUAGCAUAGUGAGGAAACUGAGUACUUCGACGAUUGACAGUUCGACAUG
Somion occarium is the source of this 2071-nucleotide messenger RNA. NCBI's taxonomy places the organism in Eukaryota, Fungi, Basidiomycota, Agaricomycetes, Polyporales, Cerrenaceae. The record is from the annotation of a GenBank genome assembly.